Oldenlandia corymbosa var. corymbosa is the source of this 1527-nucleotide messenger RNA. The record is from the annotation of a GenBank genome assembly. NCBI's taxonomy places the organism in Eukaryota, Viridiplantae, Streptophyta, Magnoliopsida, Gentianales, Rubiaceae.
AUGAAGAAGGAGAAUGAGUUGGUGACGCCGGGGGAAGCAAUCGGAAGGACAACUGAGUGUAAAGCAGGAAGAGGGGCAUAUACUUCUCCUGAGAAUAGCACCGUCUAUGCUUCCCUCACCGGAUUUCUCUCUGUUACUCCCGCUACCAUUGAUUCCACCGACCAGAGACCAAUUGUGGAAGUUACUGGUCACAAAGCUCAUGGUCCUGUUCCUGAGCCUGGUUCUUUGGUUAUUGCUAGGGUUACUAAAGUGAUGGCUAAAUUGGCUUCAGUAGAUAUCAUGUGCGUCGGUCCCAAGUCGGUGAAAGAAAAAUUUACUGGCACCAUUAGGCAGCAAGAUGUAAGAGCAACUGAGAUUGACAAGGUUGACAUGCAUGCGUCCUUUCGCCCUGGUGAUAUUGUCAGAGCAGUAGUGCUUUCCCUUGGGGAUGCACGGGCAUAUUAUCUAUCCACGGCCAAAAAUGAGCUCGGAGUAGUAUCAGCUGAAAGUGCUGCAGGUGAAAUAAUGGUUGCAAUAAGUUGGACAGAGAUGCAAUGCCCAUUGACGGGUCAAAUUGAGCAGAGAAAAGCAUCAUAUGGUCUCGAUAACCGUCCUCCCGCCAUGACUGCUGCAUUCUUGUCGCAUCUUCCCCUUCUUCAACCUCCCUCCAAUCUAUCUUCUCCUCCUCCAAACCGUCAUUUCUUCAGAAAUUCACAUUGUAUUCCAUCCCUUUUCCUGCCCAGACCUCCUUGCUUCGGAACAAAACUGAGAAUAAGAAAACCUUUUGCUCUGACGGAAUCCGACUCUCCCAAAUCACUUGACCCGGACCCGAAAACCCUUCUUCAAGAACUCGCUGAUAGCUUCGUUCUUCCAGCUGAUUACUUCUCGAAGCUGCCCCGUGAUCUUCGACUUGAUUUGAAUGAUGCUGCUUUUGAUCUUUCUAAUGGACCAGUUAAAGAUGAGUGUGGUCAAGAGCUAGGGGAAGUACUUUUGAAUAUAAGUCGAGCAUGGGAGCAAGCGGAUGCAUCAACUUCUGCAAGUUUGGUGAGGAAGUUACCAGUCAUAGUGGAGACAUUGAGUGAUAAUUAUAAAUCAGCAAUGGGUAAGCGCUUGAUAUCUGCUGGAAGAAGGUUUCAAUCCAUGGGUUCAUACGGAGGUGGUGAACCUGCAAAGAUUGCGAAAGUGAUGAUUAGAGCUGGUAAGUUCUUAUCUGCAACCGCAGUCGCUAAAUCUACUACUGAUGAAGAACCAAAAGUUGAAGCUAGGAUGUUCAAGUUUGGGGAGCUUCAGGUUGAAUUUACCCCUGACAAAGCCUACAUUGGUGCUGGUAUUGGGGCUGUGUUUGGAAUUUUCUCACUGGCAUUAGGUCAAGGCCUUCAAAGUAUACCAGAGAGCUCAUUGCAAUAUGCAAAUGACAAUGCUUUACUGCUAGCAAAGUCAUUGCGAGGGACGCUGCUCGUACUAUUCUACUCGUCUACAUUCUUGUCUGGCUUUGCCUCCAUUGGACUUGUCUUGCUUGGAUUCCAACUCAGUUCGAAAGACAAAUGA